CGGCCCCCGGGGACCCGGCCGGGCAGGCAGCCGCUUGCAGCCGCAGCGCCGCCCGGGCGCAGGGGUUCGCGGCGCGGGCAGCCGCCCGCGGGCGGAUCGCAGCGGCGGGGCCGUGGCCUCGCUGGCUCUCCGGCCGCCCGCGUCCCCCGCGGAAGCCUCCCGGGGGCGGGGGGCCGGGCCGCCGCUGCCGCCUCGCUUCCCCGGCGCCCGGGCAGAACCAACACUAGCAGAGAUAUGAACAAUGGCUGGUCACGCCAAAGCUUCCCUGGAGCCAGAGGGCUUUUCUCCCCCGGGCUCACCUCAGCAAAGAGACCUGAUGGUCAGUUCCCAAGAGAUAACCAACCAGUUCGCCAGUGCCAGGAGCAAAGAGGACUGGGAGAACCUGGACGGGAGUGAGUUGAUUUUCACCUUGGAUAAGGACGAAGAGGAAGGAGCUGCCAAUUUGCCUGAGAACACAGUUCUGUAUGUGGACACCAGGCAGUGCAAAGGCCAACCUGGAUCUUCGUUCCACCGGCCAUUCCCUCCGGCUUCUCCUCCGGAGCUGGGCUUCCUGACCGACAUCCCCUUCUAUCACCUGCCUGGCUUCUCUCCACAGAGCUCCAUUGCCCCCCCGAAUCUGCAGGGCUCCCCAGGCCCCAAGCCCCUCAUUAACUUAGUGAAGUCCCUGUCGACCGAGAUACAAGCCAAGGAGAGCUGUCCUCUCAAGCCCCAGCCCUUGCUGAACUUGGUCAAGUCCAUUUCGACGGAGAUCUUCCACCUGGAGCCUGAGGUGACGCAGUCCAAAUCCGACUCGAAGCUCAACGUGCAUCUGUGGAGGCAGAUCACCCAGCCCAAGAGCAGAGACGGGGACUCCAGGACAGCACCCUCCUCCCCCAAUAUCUCCCCUUCAGAGAGCAAAGGCAGCUUCUUCAGGGCGCAGGAGGCCAAGUUUGAAGACACAAAGAGGAGGUUCUCCGAGGCCAUGCAGGAACCCCUCAGCAGGCUCAGCAAAAUCAUCAGGGAUGAGAACAGCGUCUCAGCCAAGUAUAAACUGCCUCACUCCAGCGCUUAUGUCCAUGACUCCCCGUCCAGUCACAGUGGGGACUGCACUAGCGCGGACGCCAAGGAUGCUAGGCCCAGCCCCGGGAAAGCCGAGAGCGACCGGCCAGGAGAGCACGCGAGCAAAGCAAUCCGGAGGACCCAGGAGAAGGACGGCUUCCCCUUGGAGCACAAGUGGGGGCCCGCCUUAAACUGCCGGUACGAGAUCUGCUCCUGGGGAGAUGUAAUCCAGGUGGUGGAAGUGGAGCAGAGCGAGAACAGCCCGGAGGAGGUGCAGCUGCGGCAGCCCCUGGAUGAGCUCCCCACAGCCCAGCCUGGCAGCCCGGUGCCAUGCAACACCCUCGCCUGCAUUGCCAUCUUGGCUUACAAUUACUUCAUCCUGCCUUUGCCCCCUUACCUCUCGGGCCUCUGUCUGGGACUGGCCUGUGGGUUCGUGCUGGGCUUCCUAGUCAUCCUGCUGUCUGUGCCAAAGCCUUCCCAGGCUCCCCGGCGCAGACAGUCCCCGCAGGACAAGCGGCGCUCGGAGCUGCUAACAAGGAAGCCACGAGAACCAGACGUCCUCAAGAGCUGGAUGAAUGAGAUGUAUUUCUACGACCCGGAGAUCUACCACCCAUCGCUCACUCACUCAGUGUUUGUGACGCUGGAAGGCACCGCCAUGAAGCUCUCCUACCCCAAGAACAAUGUCCCACGCCGAGCCGCCUUUGAAGAAGAAACACUCGACGUGGCCUUUGUCAGCCAUCGGUACUACAACAUGAGCAAUGCCCAGGUUUUUCUCUUCCCACCGGGCCUGGCCCGAAAAAGGAUGUGGAACAAGAAAUAUCCCAUCUGCAUUCUGUUCCCAGACCAAGAGGACCAGAAUUUCAGAAGCUCAAAUGAGCAUGACAUGGACCUCCCAAGAGAUGAAAUCCUGAAAAUGACUCAGACACCAGGCCAGGCCGUCCCUCUGAAGCCUCCAGGGGACCUCCGGGAAAGGACCCUCUACCUCUUUGGAAGAACAGGAAGGGACAAAGAAGAGUGGUUCCAACAUCUUAUGACAGCCUCCCAAUGGGACUGUCACGAGAUGCAAAGUGCCAGCUGGGGCGAAGGCAAAUUCGGUUUCGGUCCGAACCAGCUCUCCAGCCCUUCAGGAAAGGGCAUCUGCAGCAGUGGCAGCAGCUGGGGAAGCACAGAAGACGUCCCUUUGUUGUUCAGACCCAAGGAUCUAGCUGGGACCCUCCGGGAGAAGAUUCUUCUAGAUUACAGCACCUACAUAUCCCGGUUAGUCCAGCCAGAAACGGGCACCAGCCCCCUCCAGAGCCCCUGUCACAGCGCCAUGGGCAGCCCAACCACCCAACAGUUCCUCAGGGACAUGAAUGGCAGCAGUGAACUGUCCAUGGCUUGGAUGAAUGCACUGGUUGGGCGAAUCUUCUGGGACUUCUUGAGGGAGAAAUAUUGGAUGGACCAAGUGUCAAACAAGAUCCAGAAGAAGUUAAGCAAAAUCAAGCUCCCGUACUUUAUGAAUGAGCUCACGCUCACCGAGCUGGACAUGGGGACAUCCAUCCCCCUCGUUCUCAGUGCCUCCAGUCCGAUCAUUGAUAACCGAGGGCUUUGGGUGGACGUGGAAGGAGUCAUCUACAACGGCUCCCUACAGAUGACACUGGAGACAAAGAUGAACUUGUGCAAGCUGGGGAAAGAGGCAUUGGUGGGAGGAGAGUGGGCAAGACGGCUGCUGGUGGGGAAGGGUAAGGAGGGGGCCAAACCUCGGGUGAUCCUGCUGGCAGACAGCGAUGCAGAGUCCUCCAGCGCCGGCUCCUCUGACGAGGAAGACGUCCUUGCAGCAGAGCCUUCUGGAGCCCUGGGAGAGAGGAUCGUCCCCCCUCCUGCUGAAGGCCAUGGCGGCGGCAACAGCACCAGCCGCAAGAUCCUGCGCUUCGUGGAUAAGAUCGCCAAGUCCAAGUACUUCCAAAAGGCCACUGGAAACGAGUUCAUCAAGAAGAAGAUCGAGGAGGUGUCCAACACGCCGCUGCUGCUGACGGUGGCAGUCCAGGAGCUGGCCGGGACCGUGGCUGUGAACAUUCCUCCACCCCCGACAGACCGAAUCUGGUACAGCUUCCGAAUCCCUCCCCAGCUGGAGCUGAAAGUCCACCCGAAGUUGGGCGAGCGGGAAGUCACCUUCAUCCACAUCACGGAAUGGAUUGAGAGAAAGCUGCAGCAUGAAUUCCAGAAAAUUUUAGUGAUGCCAAACAUGGAUGAUCUCAUCAUUCCCAUCAUGCACUCCGGCUUGGAACCCCAGCCCUCCAUUGAGGGGCCAUUCAAGGACCUUCCAGCGGAUAGCCAGAAGUGGCUCUGAAGAGUGACCCACUGGCUGGGUCAAGACACUUGGCAGAACUCUGGAGGAUUUGCUGAGAUGCCCAGCUAACCUGAGCCUGGCCAUCGGUCGCCACACAGGAGCCAAGAUGCUGGUCUGAAGUCUCCCAGUUCAUCUCUCCAUCUCGUCUUCAGCAUCCCCCAGCUCAGCAAAGGAGUCUCUUCUUCAAAUAUGACGCAGAACAUUAAGGACAGAAACAUACACCCCCAGGGGAGGAGCAAGUUGGAGUCACCCAAGCAUACAAAACUCCAGGUAGCUCAUCCAUCACCACCAGGUUCCUCUGGAUUAAUACAACUCCUUUGCAGCCAGGUGGGCAUCUUCUGUGCUAGCCAAGGCAGGAACUUGCUCAGCACUGUCUGCUUUACAAAAGGGGGUGCAAGAAACUCGGGGGGGGGGGUGGGAGAGGGUUGCUUGAUGUCCAAGAAGUGUUAAUCAGACGUUGCGAUCAGAAAUGGCCCAAGCUUAUUGCAUCAGCACUGGACCUCCUUUAAAUGGGCAGCCGGGUCUGCCAGGAAAACUGCAGGCAGGAAAUGAACUGAAACACAGACAAAAAACCCAUAACCCUCAUUGCCCAUACAAGUAUUUUAUUGUACUCUGAGUCUCACCACCACCCAGCAGGCUGAAUGGAAUUGUGGGUAUCCCUACGGCAUCCACACAAAUUGGACACAUAACAGUGAGGUUACCUGGCUCUGACAGCCCCAGCCCUGGGGAGGGGAGGACCAUGUGCCCAUCAGCCUGGAACGAAGCGCAUGGGAGGUACAG
Messenger RNA from Dermochelys coriacea (leatherback sea turtle), 4147 nucleotides. Its product is annotated as testis-expressed protein 2-like. Gene Ontology annotation, molecular function: lipid binding. The transcript has 13 exons. Gene Ontology annotation, cellular component: endoplasmic reticulum. Lineage: Eukaryota; Metazoa; Chordata; Testudines; Dermochelyidae. The record is from RefSeq and is a predicted model, not a curated record. The coding region runs from base 242 to 3367 and encodes 1041 amino acids.